AUGCUCCUCGAGUUCGACAUCGUGGUACCAACGUAUCUUCAUGAGCUUGCGUCUCAGCUGACAUCGUGCGUCCAAGUCCGCCUCAAAGGUCAGCACUACGACUUUGACAUCCACCUGAACAAGAACUGGGAGAACUACAACACCCACAAGCUUCUGGGCUUCCUCGGCUCUGUGCUUGACGAGCUCAAUGACAAGAUCCAGCAUGCUCUUGGUGCCGGACAGGUGUUUGAGCGAGACGUCGCCGUCCACAUCAUCAGCCAGGGCAGAUCAAUCACCGUCAACCUCCAGUGUGUGCCAGUCCAGCUUCAGGCACAGAUCAAGCCCGCGACUCAAAGGCGACUUCCAGCGAUCAAGUUCGCGUCUUCGGAGUACGAGAACCAAUACGACAGCGACUCGUCGGACGAGGAGAUGCCACUUCUCGGAGAGUGCGAAACGAGCACUUCUUCAACCGGUGGCGCUGACCAAGUGGAAGGCUCCAUGAAGCCGUGCAAGCGGUCCAAGUUGCGCAAAGCAUUCCACAACAUGAAGGAAGAGGUUCGCGAUAUGAGGAACGCACUGAAGGGGGAAGUCGCAUGUGCAAAGAAGCAAGUGCAGCGCUGGGGUUUUGAAGGUCCGUACAGAGGUAGUCUAUACCCAGAUAGUACCACUUCGCUACACAAUUGCCACGCCAACUCGACAAACCUUCCCCCACCGACAAACAUCGGUUUCUCUUAUUACACAUCGCUGCAAAGGAGGCCGAAGCACUUGAUACCUGCCGCUGCAUUCCAAUCGUCUCCAUCUAAGAGCGUCAACAUGCGACUGCUCGUGAAGCCUUUCGCCGUGGAGCGACUUUCUUCUAUCCCCGAUAACCCACAAGAUGUCUUGGCCGAGGGUAGAUGGCGGCGUAUCUGCAGCAGACCUCUUGCUAACUGUGAGAAAGGCGACUCCCCGGCCGGGCAGAUCGAGACCGCUGCCGCAGCCAUCGAACCCAACGCCGCAACCCCUUCACCAUCCUCUUCGAGUCUUGCGGCGUCAUCACUCUUGCCAUCGUCCACAUCUGCGAUUCUCGCCUCCACGACGCCGAACCCACCGACCGCAUUGCCCCUAUCCACGAUACGCUUCUCUUCAACUGCACCGUCGGAACUGAUGACGAUGUCUUCUCCCACACCGACAGCAACAUCUUCGACUAUUGCGUCCUCAUCAACCUCUUCAACUGCUUCCACCACCACAUUCUCCUCGCCUCUGUCCUCCCUUUCAAGUAUCUCUGUCGCUUUUGGAGAGCUAUGCGACAUGGUUGACCGCCUCCACCGUCUUGCUGAGACGGAGCACCAACUCAAACUCGCUCGAAUUGAGAAGCUUCAUCAACGAGUACUGAAUAUUCCGGAGCUCUGUGCAUCGAUCCUUGAGUGCCACGACGAUGAGUACGAUCUGCACGAUACAGUGCAGGCCGCCGGUCCAUUCCUGGCGACGGUGAAGGGCUCGUCAACCCUUGGCAAGAUGUUGGGCUUUGAGUGCAAAGAUGUAGCCAACUACCCAGGCCUAGGCAUCAUGUUCUGGGACACAAUGAAUUGUGGCCACAUCCGCAACUACCACUGCGACUGCUCAUACCUUGCAUCAGUGGACUUCAUCGACCGAAACAACGCUUACUGA
Molecule: messenger RNA, 1629 nt
Organism: Zasmidium cellare ATCC 36951
Lineage: Eukaryota; Fungi; Ascomycota; Dothideomycetes; Mycosphaerellales; Mycosphaerellaceae
Exons: 3
Coding region: 1-1629 (542 amino acids)
Source: RefSeq, a predicted model, not a curated record